AUGACAUCAAACAAACCCGUCCUUGGCUACUGGAACCUGCGAGGAAUUGGCCAGCCAAUCCGCCUGCUGCUCACCUACCUCGAGGUGGACUUUGAAGACAAGCAGUACGAACUGACGGUGGAGAACAAGGGCGCCCCGUGGACGGCCGAAAAGUUCAGCCUCGGUUUGGAUUUUCCCAAUCUGCCGUACUACAUCGACGGUGACGUCAAACUGACCCAGUCGCUGGCCAUCAUGCGCUACCUCGGUCGCAAGUUCAACGUGGCGGGCAGCAGCGAACAGGAGCGGGUGGCCAUCAGCCUGGUGGAGCAGCAGGUCUACGACAUGGUCAUGGCCUUCGCCCGGGUCGCCUACGACGACAACUGCGAGAAGCUGAAGGUCGACUACCUGAAGAAUCUGCCCACCUCGCUGAAGCAGCUGUCCGCCUUCCUCGGCGACAAACCGUUCGUCGCCGGGACGAACAUCAGCUACGUCGACUUCUGGCUGUACGAGAUGCUCUUCAAGCUGACCGUCUUCGUGCCGGAGGUCUUCAAGGAACAUCCCGAGCUGGCCAAUCUGACCAAGUUUGUGGAGCGGGUGGCCUCGCUGCCGCGCGUCGCCGCGUACAUCAAGGCGAGCAAACCGGCGCUCUUCAACGGCGUCAUGGCCAAGUGGAAUGCCACUGCCUAG
This is a messenger RNA of Rhagoletis zephyria (snowberry fruit fly), 666 nucleotides long. The record is from RefSeq and is a predicted model, not a curated record. Lineage: Eukaryota; Metazoa; Arthropoda; Insecta; Diptera; Tephritidae.